AUGUCUCCAAGCCCAUCGAGCUCUAGCUCGUCCAUGCCUUCGUCAACAUCUUCGAGCUCCACCUCUAUGUCUCCGAGCAGCUCUACCACCUCGUCUCAGACUCCAACCAACACGCCUGACGUCAGCUGUGACAACCAAGGUCUUGCAUACGCCGUUCAAGACAAUCCCUACAGAAACGACUACAGUUCAUCUGACCCAUACUCUUCUUUCAAUGCAUCAUAUUUUCAGACAGCACCGGUGGAAUACGAGAGCACCACGACCAAACUUGGAUUCAACGCCUCAGACGGCUCUCCACCUCAGCAAGUUUACGGCCAAGGUCCUGACUUUACCACUACGAACAUCACCAUCAACAACCGUGGUUACCUAUACGCCAAAGAAUCUGGAAACUACACAUUCACCGCGCCUAGCGUCGACGACAUCUUCCUACUUUGGCUGGGGCCCAAUGCAUACAACAACUACACUCGAAGAGACGCCAAUCUGGUCCAAAACUAUGUUGAUCCUAGGCUUGGUUCAAGUGCAACGACAUACAGCAUUAAUCUCACCCAAGGAACCUAUACGCCACUACGUUUCAUCUACGCCAAUGCUCAGCAAGGCGGGAACUACGAGCUCAAGAUUACUGCACCUGAUGGUAGUACCAUUAUUGACAGUUCGACCACGCAAAAGAGUCCUUACUUGGUGCAAUACUCUUGUGAUGGAUCAGCACCUCGUUUCCCUGCCUUCGGUAACGAUGGACCAGGCUCUUCUGCCAGUACCAAGUGA
Messenger RNA from Aureobasidium melanogenum CBS 110374, 759 nucleotides. RefSeq lists its product as uncharacterized. The record is from RefSeq and is a predicted model, not a curated record. The transcript has a single exon. Bases 1 to 759 code for a protein of 252 amino acids. Lineage: Eukaryota; Fungi; Ascomycota; Dothideomycetes; Dothideales; Saccotheciaceae.